AUGAGCUCCGGAGAUCAUUCGUGGACUGGCUACAAUUAUUCCUAUGUCCCAAAUUAUACUGGCUUAGAUGAUGGUGCCUCAUUUUUCACCGACCCACAGUUCACAACUCGGACAAGCGUCGACCAAGACAUGCCCGACUUUAUGUUGCCGGAACAACAACAAGAGUCACCAUUUGGUGAAAUUGCAAGCGAUGUUACUGGAGUAAAUUCACGAGAGCAAGAUAUCUCUGAAGCUAAGACUGGAGGCCCCCUUGACCUGGGCCCUGCCCUGGAAACCAGAGUACACCAAAACACUUCUUCACUUGUCCCCCCUUCCAACUGGGGUAUACCUCAGUCUGGAACAUUUGCUGGAGCCUCCGGAGUCUCCCCCCAACAAGCCCAUGAGAUUUGUGGCCAAAGUCUUGGUCGGUUAUCUACCUUCUUCGAAAAGAACUCAUGGAAUUUGGAAGAGAUAAACUAUGCACGUGAAUCCCUUGCAUCUGCCAUAAAAUUUCACAAUUGGAAAGUUCCAGACUCUACGACCGGAGCCUCAGAGUACUUUGGCUUGGGAGCUAGAGACAAAAAGCUGUUCUACUGCCAAGUACCAGUUGGAUUGAAUGGCGAGAUCUGCAAGGCAGAAUGUGAUAGUAGUGGUGCCUUCAAACGUCAUUAUACGAUAAUGCACUUUCCUUGUCCUAGAUGGACAUGUCCUGCCCCCAAAUGCCCUGAAUCAGAAAAAGAGUUCACAAGGAAAGAUAGGUUUAGGGAACAUCUGAAGAAUGUGCACCAUUAUGAGGAAAAGAUCUACACAAUGCAGCAGGUUGAACGGUUUGUUUCCAACCGGACUCAGCUAAAGCUGAAGCAGCCUAAUCUUCCAUCUAAAUGUCUUGUUUGUGGAAAUAGGAAAGAUGGCUGGGAUGAGCAAAAGCUUUUUGAUUGUGUGCAAGGACACUGCCAGUCAACCCCAGUAUCCCCGUCUGUCUCGAUCAACAACUCAGCAAUCAACGCUACCGGAACUGAGACUCAUCUCCAAAAUAGCUCAGCUUGGUCAGCAAGCGAAGUAUCCAAAGACUUCACCGGCUACACCCACCAAUUCCCAAAGAAUACAUCCUCAGAAUACGGCAAUCAGGCGAAUCAAUUGUUUCCAACUCAGAACGAUGGGACCGGCACAUAUUCCACAAGCAAUUUUCGGCCACAGUCAACCAGCAAUCAAAGGCAUCCUGCCACUUCUAUCUCCCAUGCUGUAAAUAGGCAAGGCCGUUCACAGAGUUCUGCAUUUGCAAGCAAUCGGAUACAGAAGCCCAUCAAAGCAGUAAAAUGUUCUGGAUGUGAACACAAUUUCAAUGGAUGUGAAAACCCCAGAUGCCAGGGAAGAACAAGAUCAAGCAAAAAGUGUCACAAUUGUCCUCCUGAAACAUCUGCUCUGCAUGUCAGAUUUGAAGAGGCAUCUGUCUCGGAUUCAGCAGUGUUUUCCGGGGACACAGGUAACACAUCUACUUUGAAUUCCCAGGUGUACGAUAUUGAUUCAAGUCAUAAUCCUUCUUCAUUGCAGGAUCAUAGCUCAUGGCCUUCCUACUCAGGACAAGGAUUCUCAUUUAUGGGGCAUGAUUUUCGUGGAUUGUCAAAUUCCGUUUCCGCUGAAGAUGGGACACAGCGUGUACAGCUCAUGCUAGCCAUGACUGCUGGUGAUGUUGUUGAAAUGGACUCUUCCUUCAAACUCAUUUCAAUGAACCUACAUGGAAGCUGCAUUAAGAACCUGCCUAUGAUGUCAUCCGCAAAGAGGCUCUCUAAGCAAUUACAGUAUGGUCUAAAAACUUUGAUAUGUGGCGACACUUCCGAGCUUGAAUCUACCAUUCCUGCUGUGACAGAUGUUGUCACUGAAAAGGAUGAUCUCACCAUAACGACCAUCGAGAGUCCUCAAGCCGUCUUCGAAUGCCAAUGCCCAUGCCGUCUCAAAGCUCAGAGUAUGUUAUUGUUGGACCAACCUGAAGUGGAGAUACCAGGAGAACAACCACAACUAGACUUGGAGGUAUUGCCUGAAGGAGGAGGCAAGAAUACAUUCAGAAACAGAGUCCGCAAGGUAAUUAACCUUCUAAGACUGCGCUUCGUCAUUCAGAAGGAACAGAAGAAGCAACGCCAAGCGAUGAUGAAAGAUAUAGAGCACAGGCUUGAGUUGGCUAUCGAACCUGCACCGCACCAUCAGAAGCCCGAUAAAUGCAAGGAUGCCGGUGAAUGUGAGAAUUUGAAGCUCAUGCCAAACGAUGAAAGUGAACACGACCCUGGAGAUGAGUUUCAAAAUACUGAAUUCGGUGGCACCUAA
Penicillium taxi is the source of this 2298-nucleotide messenger RNA. Its product is annotated as putative C2H2 zinc finger domain protein. The coding region runs from base 1 to 2298 and encodes 765 amino acids. The record is from RefSeq and is a predicted model, not a curated record. The transcript is spliced from 3 exons. Lineage: Eukaryota; Fungi; Ascomycota; Eurotiomycetes; Eurotiales; Aspergillaceae.